GGUGCACGCACACAUCCUGAGCCGCCUGAAGAAGGAGAUGCCGGCUGUGUUCGGGAAGGGGCACAAGAAGAAGCAGCUCAUCGCGCAGCUGCCGCUGCUGUUCGCGCGCAUCCAGAUGGAGCAGCACAUCCCGCCCGGCGACUUCCCCGACUGCGCCCGCAUGCAGGAGCAGCUGCUGGCUCAGGACCUGACUCGCUUCCCGGCGCUGAAGCCGCGGCUGCUGGAGGCGCUGGAGGAGCUGCUGACGCGGGACAUCGCCGCGCUGAUGCCGCUGCUGCGCCGCGAGGAGGGGGAGGCGGCGCCCGGGGUGCAGGGAGGGGCGUUCGAGGGAGCGCGGCGGGGGCCGUUCGUGGAGGGGGCGGAGGAGGACGAGGAGGAGGAGGGCGAGGGCGGCGAGGACGAGUGGGUGGUGACGAAGGACAAGGCCAAGUACGACGAGAUCUUCUACGGGCUGUGCCCGCUGGGCGGCAAGCUGAGCGGGCGGCAGGCGCGGGGCUGGAUGGUGGGCAGCAAGCUGCCGCGCUCCGUGCUCGGCCGCAUCUGGCAGCUGAGCGACGUGGAUCGGGACGGGAUGCUGGACGCCGAGGAGUUCGCGCUGGCCGGGCACCUGAUCGGAGCCAAGCUGGAGGGCAGGGGGCUGCCCAGCGACCUCCCGCCGCGCCUCGUGCCGCCCUCCAAGCGGCGCCAGAAGGGCUCGGCGGAGUGAACGGGAAUAAAAGGGACGGAGAGCGGC
Messenger RNA from Lagopus leucura (white-tailed ptarmigan), 733 nucleotides. Its product is annotated as EH domain-containing protein 2-like. NCBI's taxonomy places the organism in Eukaryota, Metazoa, Chordata, Aves, Galliformes, Phasianidae. Gene Ontology annotation, biological process: endosomal transport; endocytosis. Bases 38 to 706 code for a protein of 222 amino acids. The record is from RefSeq and is a predicted model, not a curated record. Gene Ontology annotation, molecular function: protein binding; calcium ion binding. Gene Ontology annotation, cellular component: plasma membrane; cytoplasm. The transcript is spliced from 2 exons.